Suillus clintonianus is the source of this 1075-nucleotide messenger RNA. RefSeq lists its product as uncharacterized. The coding region runs from base 260 to 919 and encodes 219 amino acids. The transcript has 9 exons. The record is from RefSeq and is a predicted model, not a curated record. NCBI's taxonomy places the organism in Eukaryota, Fungi, Basidiomycota, Agaricomycetes, Boletales, Suillaceae. Gene Ontology annotation, molecular function: acyltransferase activity, transferring groups other than amino-acyl groups.
UGUAUUUCUGAUGCUAGAAGCACUACUUAUGUCAUUGGGACCUACUACGAUCAGGAAGACUGCGCACUUGUGAUCACUAUCGCGUGGACUACACGAUAUGAAGAGAUCAUGAUGAGAUAACACCCGAAGGUUUCACCGUCUCGCGCCAAAUUGGUGGAGCAGUUUGUCCUUAUGUGGUGCUCUACGUGCCCAUCUUAUAAGGUUGGAGCCCUCGAGCAGGCGAAACCAUCUCUUAUUGUGCUACAUACCAUCAAGCGCUAUGAACGACUUUCCGUAUAAGCUGUCUAUCGUUGACCAGCUAACAGAAUCCCAGUUGGACGAGUCAGUCAUGAUGUGUAUUAGAGGUUAUGUCGCGUCUCCAUCUAUCAAUGUCAUGACUGGUGGAAACAAGAGUCUCGAGGGGCCAUUGUUCCGCGCGAUGAUCAGGGCCUGCCAACUAGCUGGAAAAGUAUACAUAGCAACAAUUAUUGCUACAGGAGCCAUUGCUGGAUUAGCUCUCUGGUUUCCUCCAGGACAAGUUCUUUGGGAAAAUGAUGCGCAGAGGAAUCUCGGCCUAAACCAGUUUUUGGAGUCUCUGUCACCCAAGACCAGAGAUUGGUGGAUCAAUACGUAUGGUUCUGCACUAGCCCCUUUUGUCAAAACGGCGUUGUCUCCUCAUACCAUAGAGAACUGCUGGUACCUAAAUUGUAUUUGCGUCGAUCCGAAGUAUCAACGCCAAGGAAUCGCCACAAACUUGAUCAAAAUGGUGGAACAGGAGGCAAUGUCGACGUCGAUCCUUGCGCUCUGCACAGAUACAGAUGAGAAUGUUGCGGUAUACAAGGCGCUCCAAUUUGAAUACAAGGGAGAAGCGCCUCUACCAACUCCGGAAGAUGAACCCAUCAAUGUACAUUGUUUCACUAAGCCUGGCGAAAGGGUGUAGGAAUCACGUUCAACUGCAUUGGCAAGUAUGUCACGGCGAUAAAAGCAUCUCGAGAGCAGAGCUUGAGGGUGUAGUAUCACGGCCUACCAUCAGUAAUGCUCGUCCUGUAAAUUAAUCAUAUCGCCGAAGAUGUCUCUUUCCACCAUCCGAUAAUAA